AUGGGUCAAAUACUUUCACAACCCGUUACAGAAAAACAUUCUGAAAAUUCCGGUGAUGAUCAUAUAGUUUAUGGUCUUUCAUGUAUGCAAGGAUGGAGAGUCAAUAUGGAAGAUGAUCAUUCUACUAUAUUAAACAUGAACACUGUUAAAGAUUAUCAACAAGAAGAUGAUGAAGUUAAACAAGAAUCAAAUGAUGAUGAUCACGUAGCAUUUUUUGGAGUUUAUGAUGGACAUGGAGGUGAAAGAGCAGCUAUUUUCACUGGAGAAUAUUUACCUCAAAUUAUUAAAUCGACUCCUUCUUUUAAGAAAAAAGAUUAUGUUAAUGCUUUAAAAGAGGGUUUCUUAAAUUGUGAUCAAGCUAUCUUAAGAGAUUUUAAUAUGAGAGAUGAUGAUAGUGGAUGUGCUGCUACAUCAGUUAUUGUUACUAAAGAUGAAAUUUUUUGUGGUAAUGCAGGUGAUUCAAGAACUGUUAUGUCAAUUAAUGGUUUUGCUAAAGCAUUAUCUUAUGAUCAUAAACCAUCAAAUGAAGGAGAAAAGACUAGAAUUUGUUCUGCUGGUGGUUAUGUUGAUAUGGGUAGAGUUAAUGGUAAUUUAGCUUUAUCAAGAGGUAUUGGAGAUUUUGAAUUCAAGAAAAAUAUCGAUUUACCUGCUGAAGAACAAAUUGUUACUUGUUAUCCUGAUGUUUUAAAUCAUAAAAUUAAUUUCGAAAAUGAUGAAUUUAUUAUAUUAGCUUGUGAUGGUAUUUGGGAUUGUUUAACAUCUCAAAGUUGUGUAGAAUGUGUUAGAAGAGGUAUAUUUGAAAGAAAAUCUUUAACAACUAUUUGUGAAGAAAUUAUGGAACUAUGUUGUGCUCCAACAAGUGAUGGUUCAGGUAUUGGUUGUGAUAAUAUGUCUAUCGUUAUUUUAGCUUUAUUAGAUCAUUCGAAAAAUGAAACUUUAGAUCAAUGGUAUGAAAAAAUCAUUAAAAAGAUUGAAAUUAAUCAAUCAAAAGAAUCAAAUUCUUCAAAAUUUGGAUCAAUUUCAAAUCCUUAUAAUGAUAUUUAUAAAGAUAUUUACGGUCAAUAUUAUGAAAUUGGUCAACAAGCUCAAAAUUCCAAUUCAAGAAAUCAAUCAAGUGGUAAUGGUUUAGGUGGUUAUUCAAUGUUUGGUGGUUUACCUGGUUUAAGAAAUCAAGAAUUUAAUGAAGAUGAUAAUACUAAUAAUGAUAAUAAUGAUAAUGAAAAAGAUUUAGAAAAUAAUGAAGAAAGUGAAGUUAAUGGUGCUAUAUCUUUACAAAAAUUAUUAGCUUCUAAUGCCAUUACUAGUGAAAAUGGAGUCAUCUACUUAGAUACUUCAUCAGCUCAAUCUUUAUUAGCUCAUUAUGGUAUCGCUGGUUCUGAAGAUGUUAAUUUCGAAGAUGUUGAAGAUGUUGAAAAUCCCGAUGUUCAUGAAAAACAUAUAGAGGAAGAUAUUGAGAAAGAUGAUAAAUAA
Molecule: messenger RNA, 1470 nt
Organism: Yamadazyma jaroonii
Lineage: Eukaryota; Fungi; Ascomycota; Pichiomycetes; Serinales; Debaryomycetaceae
Source: the annotation of a GenBank genome assembly